Callorhinchus milii (elephant shark) is the source of this 3610-nucleotide messenger RNA. RefSeq names its product NACHT, LRR and PYD domains-containing protein 12-like. The coding region runs from base 1 to 3402 and encodes 1133 amino acids. The transcript is spliced from 12 exons. Lineage: Eukaryota; Metazoa; Chordata; Chondrichthyes; Chimaeriformes; Callorhinchidae. The record is from RefSeq and is a predicted model, not a curated record. Gene Ontology annotation, molecular function: G protein-coupled receptor activity; protein binding. Gene Ontology annotation, biological process: G protein-coupled receptor signaling pathway. Gene Ontology annotation, cellular component: membrane; cytoplasm.
AUGGAGGCUGCUAGUAACUUAGACAUUGAAAGUGCCACCUCGUAUAACCUUCCCAUCAAUGCGUGUCGAAAUGUCCAUGUAAAAGCUGCCAGAGUACAGGGCUUUUUAGCUAUUGGUAUUGCAGCGAAUCUGUUGGCCAUUGUGGUCCUGUCCCGGGGAAAGUGUGGGCUCUCAAAAUGUAUCACCCUCUACAUGGUGGCCAUGGCAGUGGCCGAUCUCCUGUUCGCCAUCAACGAAGUGGUUUUGAACCACAUACAUGCUCUUUACUUCAAUCACACAUUUCUGGACAUCAUUCCCGUGUGUUCACUCAGAUUGGUGCUGAUGUCGGCGGUGACACAUAUGUCAGUCUGGUUCACAGUGGCUUUCAGCUUUGAUCGCCUGGUCGCCAUCUGUUGUGUGAAACUGAAAUCAAGUUAUUGCACCGAGAGAACAGCAGCCGUGGUUGAAGGAAUGAUUUCUUCUCUGAGCUGUUUCAUCAGCAUUCCCUGGUACUUUAUGUUUGAGCCCAGAGAGAUAGUGAACAAAAUGCCUUGGUUUUGCAAUGUCAAAACGGUUUACUACACCACUCCCACAUGGAUUGUAUUUCACUGGUUUGACACAAUAAUAACACCGUUUGUUCCAUUCUUUCUGAUUUUGAUGAUGAACGUGGUGACAGUCAGUCACAUUUUAGCGGCCAACGGAAUCCGCAGAAAACUCCUGCACCAGAAACGUAAUAGUGGCAAUGAUGCAGAGAUGGAGAACCGAAGAAGAUCCAUCAUCUUACUCUUCGCCAUGUCAGGCAGCUUCAUCCUUUUGUGGCUGACGAGACAACAUGUUGAAGGAGCUGGUGGUUUCCAGUCACUGCGGAAAAAGCCAAACUGGGGAGCAGCUCAGUACAUCCUCGUGGUCAAUGCAAAGGUGAAUAUUUGGAUCGGGCACCUGGCAAACAGUCAACGCAGAAACGAAGCUUGCAAAUACCUCCUGGGCAUCGUGACCAGCGUGAUUGGCCGGGCACAGAGAACACUGUGGGAAACCUUGGUGAAAAUGCAGGAAAACAAAGCCAAGAUUCUAAAGAUACUGAGAGAGAUCCCGGAAAAGAGUAUCAGUCUGCUUGCUAUGGCGCAGUGGAGUGGAAAGGUGGAGCCAUUGUCAGAUAGCCUGAGAGAUAUUCAAAAUCACCACAAAGGAACCCUUCGCUCCCAGAAUAAGCAGCUGUCAGUACACAAACUGCGAGGCCGGGAGAAAAGCAAGACAUUUCUACUGUCUGACCGCUACACGGUAUUAAUAGUCACUUCAUCUCCCCGUGAUCGGAGGCUGGUGGAGAAUGAACUGGUGUCGACAGGCAGAGACCAUGAGGAGUGGCAAGAGAAGAAUGUCAGGAAGGAACUGGAGACAAUACAACCGGAUCAGCUGUUCGGAAGUAGUUUUGGGAGAAACCGAUGUGGGACCACCAUCCUGAGUGGAAUCGCAGGGAUUGGGAAAACCACCAUAGUGCAGAACAUUCUGUGUGGCUGGGCCACAGGGAAGAUCUAUCCCCAGUUCCACUUUGUCUUUCAUUUCAAAUUCCGUGAUCUGAACGUUAUAAAAGGGGAAACAAGCCUGAAAACCAUGGUUCUGGAAUCAUAUCCUUAUCUUCACGAUGUUCUGGACAUCAUCUGGGAGAAGCCGGAACAUUUGCUAUUUGUGUUUGAUGGUUUGGAUGAGUUCAAAUGCAAGAUUGAGUUCAAGGACAAGAUUGGGUGCAGAGAGAGAAGGAGAAACCAAGCCCCGAGGGUCAGCUGCCCGGGACCUCAAGGCCUCUGUCCCGUGGCUGAAAUUGUCCGAUGUUUGGUGCAGCAGGAAGUACUGAAAGGCUGUUCAGUGCUCAUCACAAGCCGGCCAACUGCCCUAGAGUCUUUAGAUCACAUCCACACCAAUCUCUGGGCUGAAAUAAUGGGAUUCUUCGCUGAUGGAAGGGAAGAAUACAUCAGUCGCUUCUUUCCACUUAAGAAGAUUGCAGCUGAAGUGCUGAGAUAUGUGAAGGAGAAUGACCUCCUGUACACCAUGUGUUUCAACCCUUCCUACUGCUGGAUCCUCUGUUGCACAUUGGAGCCAAUCUUCAAAAAUCCAGAGUGCAAACAGCCGCCCCCCAAAACUAUCACCCAGCUGUACUCCAAUUACAUCUACAACAUCCUGAAGAACCAUCCACGAGCUGGUGAGAGCCCUCGGGAGUCGAUGCUGAGAGCCGGGGAGAUGGCCUAUGAGGGGAUCUGUAACAGGACCAUUGUGUUCGAUGAUGACCAUUUCCAUCGCCAUCUGCUUGAACCCUCAAACUUCAUCUCAGGGUUCAUGAUGGAGAUUCUGGAGAAGGAUGAUGGUGGGAGAGGAGUUGUGUACACAUUCCCUCACCUCACCGUCCAAGAAUUUGUGGCUGCUCUCGCCCAGUAUCUGACUCCCGUCCGUAGGAACCUGCUGGAGAUGCUUGACCAGGUUCACACAAUGAACGAUGGGCGCUUUGAGAUCUUCCAGCGGUUUGUUGUGGGUCUCUCCUGGCCUCACACAACUCGGCAGCUGGAGGAGAUCCUCGGGUCGUUACCUCACGCCUCAGUCUGUGAAGCCAUCACCUGGCUGAAGGUGAACGUGGAGGCGGCGAUUAAAGAGUCAGGGAGUGAAGAUGGUAAAAGGAAGCUGCUGAAUAUGAUGUACUAUCUCUUUGAGUCUCAGAACUACAGACUGGCCCAGGUCACACUUGGAGCUGUGGAGACACUGGACUUUAGUAGGAUCAGGUUGAACCCUCUGGACUGUGCUGUGCUGUCGCAUGUGUUACAGCUCUGUUGCACUGUAGAAACCCUCGAUCUCGAAAGCUGUAACAUCGGAGCUGAAGGGAUCCAUCGUCUGGGGCCCGCACUGCGCAUGUGCCGACAGCUCAGGCUGGAGGGCAACAAUCUGGGAGAUUCAGGAGUGAAGCGACUGUGUGAGUCUCUGAGGAACCCGGAAUGUCAAAUAACGAGAGUGGAGCUCUGGAAUAACAAUCUGACAGCUGAGUGUACCGAGGAUCUCGCCUCCGCUCUCAGUACAAACCAGUCACUGACAGAGCUGAACCUGAACGUUAAUGAACUGAGAGAUUCAGGAGUGAAGCGACUCUGUGCGGCUCUGAGGAACCCGGAGUGUCAGAUUCAGAGUGUGGAGCUGGAGAGUAACAGACUGACCGAUGGCUGCACUGAUGACCUGGUCUCCGCUCUCAGUACAAGCCGCUCACUGAGGAAACUGGACCUCGGGUCUAACUCCUUCACAGACGGCUCUGUCCCCGCUCUCCGCGGCCUCAUACAGACCUGCACCAGUCUGGAGGAGAUCGGGCUGAGGGGGAACGGGUUCAGCUCAGACGGAAAGAUUCAGCUGGAGUCACUGCGGGAAAUGAGAGCGGUCCUGACAGUGAGAGUGUGACACUGACUGAGGCAGUGACUGUCCACACAGACUGUGUCAUAUGUAUUAUAUUCUGGACACUGUAGUGAUUGAUUAUUAAACAUGUCAAUCCUGAUUCCUCUCCCAGCCCUGCUCUGGGGACCGUUAUUAUCACAUCAACCCUGACACACAGACGCCCUCCCACAUUUUUCUUCCUUCCUUCCUUCCUUUUUGUCUUUCCUUCUCUCUC